AUGUCCUUCGACGAGGAGGUCGACGGCGGCCCCACCGGCGAGAUGGAGACGGUGGAGUUGUCGUCGACGGAAGACGAAGGCGACGGAGGUGAGACGGUGACCCCCGUGGUCUCCUCUGACGAGGAGGGCACCCGUUGGGCCAACCAGGCCCGGAGGGGUUACCGUCAGGUAAGGCGGGUGGUGGAUGCCGAAAAGUAUAUAUCGUUCGGGUCGGCGGCCUCGUCGGAGAGACCGGAGGAUGAGGAAGUCAUCGAGGCCCGCCGACGGGCAACGGUCGACAGCGCCCUCGCAGCCGCCGUUGCCACCCACAUCGCCACCGAGGACGCCGCCACCACCACCGCCGCCGCCAAGGACACCGACGCCACCACCACCGCCGCCACCAAGGACACCAACGCCACCACCACCGCCGCCGAAGAGGACGCCGCCGCCGCCGCCAAGGACGCCCACGCCGCCGAGGAGGCCGACGCCACCGUCGCAGCCACCGCUGCCGCUCGAGUCGCCGCCGAGGACGCCGCCGCCACCACCGCCGCCGCGGCCACGGCUGCAAAGGCAGUCAUCGUGCCCGGUGGCAGCACCGCCAAGACGGCCGAUCUUGAUGCGGGGAUUCUCCCAGGAGGCAACCUGGGCAGAGGUCCCCGAGGACACGUGGCCGGACACGGUACGCGCGGAGGCGGAGCGGCAGCACCGUCGCGGGAGGACCCAGCGGUGGGCACGACUGAUGUGUGUGGAGGGGGUCCGCUACCGGGUGAAGGUAGCGGGCGGGGCGGUAAGGGUUUAUAA
Molecule: messenger RNA, 780 nt
Organism: Drosophila ficusphila
Lineage: Eukaryota; Metazoa; Arthropoda; Insecta; Diptera; Drosophilidae
Product: glycine, alanine and asparagine-rich protein-like
Exons: 3
Coding region: 1-780 (259 amino acids)
Source: RefSeq, a predicted model, not a curated record